Messenger RNA from Lactuca sativa (garden lettuce), 6626 nucleotides. NCBI's taxonomy places the organism in Eukaryota, Viridiplantae, Streptophyta, Magnoliopsida, Asterales, Asteraceae. The record is from RefSeq and is a predicted model, not a curated record.
AAAAGGAGGGUCAUCAAGAUGUAUUGAAUUAUUAAGUAGAUUGAGAGAAGAUUAUUUACCAUCUCUUUAAGACCGGUAAUAAUUGCGACAUAUGUAUUGUAUUUAGUUAUUUAUUAUUUAUUAACCGAUAAAAUUGGAAUAAGUUACCUAAAAUUUAGGGGAAAAUAUGAUUAAUUACGUAAGUUCAGGGGGUAUUUUGGUUUACGGCAACAGCAGGCGACGUGUAGAAGAAGAAUCUCGGGAACCCUAGCAGAGGUUUGUUUCUCAAUCCUACGCCGCUACGACCAUUGCCGCUUUCUCCACUCCACGAUGAUAACAAAGAAACAUCCGUCGCCGUUUCUCAAUCCAACGGGUAACAUUAAUGAUAUUGAUCGUAAUGUUCUAUGCAAUGUGUUACACAUCAAACAAUGCUCCAAAGCCUCCCAAUAUAUGGUGAAGUUUACAAAGCAAAGGCAUUGGAAUCAUCAAACAAGUAUGUCUCUACCUUUUAUAAGCUUCUUCAUUUUCAGUAACAUUAUAGGAAUUAGACACUCUUUCUUUGUCACCACUGCAUUUGUGAUGGCAUUGGCAGCUGGUAAGCUUUGGGACACCAUUUCUGAAUGCAUCUCCCAAAUUCAAUCUGAUUGUGAUGAUGAAGCUAAAGAGAGGGCACUUCAAACCCUAGUUUCCAUCACAAAAGCAAGCCCUCCACACAGAAAUUUAGUCAUGCAGAAUCAGGAAGCCAUCCCCGCUCUCCUCUCCCUGCUCAAAUCCUCCUCCCGUGCUCUUGAAAGACUCUCACUUUCCAUCCUCUUCAACCUCUCAUUAAACCCUAAUCUCAAAUCCACCCUUGCUGACAUGGCAACCAUUCAACACCUCAAUACUGUGAUCCUGUCUCGUGGGUCACUCGAGUCUAGCAAACUAGCAGCUUCUUUGAUAUGCAGCCUGGCAAUGCUAGACAAGAAUAAAGCAGUGUUUGGGGUAGCGAAUACUAUUCAAGCAUUGUUGAAGGGAGUUUCAAGGCCUAAUAGUCCUGUGACACAUCACCUUCUCAGCUCACUUGCUGAGUUGGUGCACUUCCAUGGGAAUUGCACAUUGGCUGUUAGAUCAGGUGCAGUUGGUGUUCUCCUGAGAAUAGUUGAGAACAAAGACAGUGAAGAUCUUUGUGGGACUGCUCUUAGUAUUCUUGGGCUUCUUGCUAAGUUUGAUGAAGGGCUAAAAGCUUUGACAAAUACACCUAGUAUUGUGAGUAGAAUGCUUGAUGUGUUGAAAGGUAGGUCCAUGUUGAAUAAUGAAGGUGCAGCCGAGGUACUUCUUCGUGUUUUUGAUGAGAGUGAAGAAUGCUUGAGAGAUGCUAUCGGAUUGCCUGAUUUCAUGUAUACAUUAGCUGAGCUCUCGGUGAGAGGAUCAACGAGAGCUCGGGAGAAAGCUUCUCUACUGUUGAGAAAACUUGAGGCUAAUGAAUCAUAUGUAGAUGAUGAUCUGGUGUUCUUGAAAUGGUAAGGUAGGAUGCGUGUCUUAAGAAAAGUAACAUAAUAAGAGCUUUUGUUUGUUUUGUAGCACAUGAGUGUGCACAUUAUUAGGUCCUCUUUGAAGGUUUAGGUAAUGAAUAGAUGGGUUUGGUGUUAAAAAAGGCAUGGAGUUUAUAGGAUUGAAGCCAUGACUCACAAAACUACGAACUACAUAAAAAAUGAAUUUGAGAGUUACAUAAAGCCAUAAAGUUAAAUUUAUAAAGAAAGCAUAACUAUCUUGCAUCCAAAUACAACAACAACAACAAAUAAACCCAAAUCCCAUAAAGUCUUGUGAGGUAAGUGGGAGGUUUGAUGUAGGUGGUCUUAGUGUCUUGCCUCCACCCGUGGGUAGAGAGGCUACCUCUAUAGGAGACUUUCGCCAUGAUCAAGGAUGCACCAUACAUGAGCAAAUAAAAGCAAUAUACAAUUAAAUAUACUAAUACUAGAAAUAGUACUAAUUGUAAAAAUGAAAUAACAUAAGACGAUAAAUACUUAAAUGCCUAAAUGAUAAUACAAGAAACAAAACUUAUGCUACUACACUAACCUAAUUCUCCGUCUCCACUCCUACCUAUGUGAGGUCUGUAGAAGGUGCCAACUCCUUCGUGUCUAACCUCACACUAUAGUUACGUUGCGUCCUCGGUCGACCUCUCCUCUUCGCCUUACCGUAGAUGUGACGCCUCGAUCCAUUGAGUACCGUCAUCUAUCCUUAGUACACUUUAUUUUAAAUACAACUAAGAUAAUACCUUAGAUUUCAUCUUCAUCAUGGUUUAACAAAAUUACAUAAGCAAAAGUGCAUAAAAGAAAAACUAUUUUAACCGUUUAUAAUUCAUCCAAAAUUUCUGUUAAAACACUAACUACUUGUGGUCCUUCUUCUUUCCUGAGAUACAUACAUGAAUACAUAAGCUUUAAGUUUAGUGAGUAUUUUGGUUUUAAUAUUUAGCAUAAACAUUUGAUGGAAAAAUAACAAUUAAAUGCUUGAAAACAUUAAUUUGAGAUCUUAUAGCUACAUGUAAGUAGGCCCAACUUCUGGGAGGUUUGCUAACCUUGGGAUUCAUAUAAGGCUGUCCCAUAAGGUCCGUUUUUAAGACGUCCCUUCAUCCCAUACCCAAUGCGUUGGGUUACUUGGGUAUUUAAAUGACCGUACUUAACAUGAAUAAAACUUUCAUGCUAACUUCAUAAUAUGUUGUUAAAUGUCUUUGAAAAAUCAUUUGAGCAAGUGAACAUGGCAAAUAAUUUAAAUGCAUUGAACAUAUACGUAGCAUGUAUGUAUCCCAUUAAAUCACAUAAAUAUACUCACCUUUCUUUGAGCUUUUAGGCUUCUUUUUAAUCUUUUAAGUCACCACCAAGCUUGAUAGUGUAUUCUAGGAUGAAAAAAAAUGCUUAACUUCACUUGCUAUGUCUAGUAAAAUUGUGUGCAUUGCUUGCUUGUUCUUUAGGCCUAAAACAUAGUACAUUGUUGAUGAGAUGAUUACACCUAGUGUACUUGUUGUACCUCAUCUCCUUAGAAGCUUACACCUCAAGCCUCUAGCUCUUCUAUGUCAUCUUCCAGCUUAGCUUAAUCUCCUUAGAAGCUUACACCUCAAGCCUCUAGCUCUUCCAUGCCAUCUUCUAGCUUAGCUUAAUCACUCAAAAUCUAGGCAACGCUUAUCUCUACUUGUAUAUGCUAGCUUGGUUACUACUUUUAGCCUUGAUUUGUCAUGCUAAGCUUUGGUUUACUUGUAGCUGGUGUUGUGGUACUUGUAAGCAUAUGGUAAGCUACUUGUGUGCUUGCUUAUUUUCAACUUUUCUUUUUACAUAAAAUUUGCAACAUUCUUCUAUAACAACUAUUCUUAAAGUGUCCCUUAUGUUCUUUUAUAUUACAAGGGUGUUAUGGUAGAUGAUUGCCUCCUCUUGACAUAUCUAAACCACUAAAAUCUUUCUUUCCUCGAAUUUUCGGUGGUUCACGCAACUCCUAACUUAUUUAUGAUUAUAGCAUUCAGUAUUUUCUCCAACAUUGUUGUAAAGCAUAAACACUGAAGGAUCCUCAUUUCAGAAAUUUCCAUCUUCCUCUCAUGCUCUUUUUUUUCCGGCUAACAUUUGAAGCAACUACCACCUUGUAUCUUGCAUCCAAAUGAUGCCAAUGGUUGUUUUAAAACAAUUUUGGCUAAGGGUGUAGACUAGACAAAGCAAAGUAGAAGGAGAAACGAGGUUUAUUGGGUAGGGUUUAACAUGGACUAGGCUUAUAUAGACCACACUUUUAUCAUGUUAGAUAGUAGAUAGUUUUUUAUAAUGAUUUCUUAUGCAUCUUUAGCGUGGUCGUACAAUUAUGAAUAUUUAUAAUAGUUGGAUAAAUUUAUAAAAUAUGAAAGUGUUGUGGCAAAAUCUAGAGAUUUGAAACAUGUGAACCUACAUGUUUUAGACAUGACACUUUAGUGUCUUGUUUAGGGACCUAUUCCGUGUAAAUGCAUGUAAUUAUCACAUGAAGCUUGCAAAUUGAACUUAUUUUACUAAAUAUUAGGUGUAGACUACCAGGAAAGAAAUUUAAAGCCCAAAUUUGCUUGCCUUUUCUUUCAUUUCCUUUAUCGUGAGUUCGUGACCUUUCCCCUUUAUUGUGCCCUCGACAAUCGACAUAGGACAUCGCCGAGUGGUGCGUUUGCUAUCGUAUCUUUCGAUUGCACCUCAACUACACCUAAAACAACAAGAAUUUGUUUAUCGCAUUGAUAUUAAGGUAUCUUUUUCGAAUACUUAACCUUUAGAUCUAGUUUGAUCCCAAAUCGAUUAUUCCAAAAUUUUACUUGUAAUGCUUUAGUUAGGUAAAUUAUUUUGCAACCGGAAAGAAUUGGCUAGGGUUGUUUGGAAUAAAUGUUUGUGUGCUUCCGAUUACGCUAUCAAUAUUUCUUUACAUUUUUGUUAAUAGGAUUAAUGUCAAUGAACUUAACUUGUAUAUGGAAUGUCAUAAUUAUGAUUUCCAUUCCAUGAUAAACAAUGUUAGGGCCUUAUUAAUGAGAUAAUUCUUUAAUUAAGGUAGUUAUUUAAUUACUUAGAAGCAGUGAUGAUAGUUUGUUAAGCUUUGGUGUCAUGGAUGGUGUCACUUAGAUCAUGAGAGAGAUAGAGAGAAGGGAAGGGGGGGGGGGGAUCUUAUGGGCCAUCAUUUGUACCCAUCUAGUAGAAUGACGAGAGAGUCGAGUUCCAUAGGUCUUGGAUAUUUCUUCCAUUUCAUAGUGGAUGAUAGUGGGUAUCUUACUAUGAUUUCCUUCUUUGUAUCUCCAAAUUAGCAAAGGGUUUAAAGGCAUUUAGCUACAACUCAUUGCCUUAUUGUGGUUGUAAAUAAUAUGUCCAUCUUUUUGCACAUGUUAUGCUUUUUUCGUAAUCUAGUGGGAAAUUGUGUUAGAUCUUUUGAUAUCCUCGUUUAUAUAGAGGGACACGUUUGAGAACAUGAACCAUAAAUUUUGGAUAUAAUGAUAUUAACUAUGUUGAGACAUCUUUUUGGUUUUAAGAUGAAUUUUGGUUUUACUCCCACCAUUAUCCCAUUUUCUUUGGUUUUUCCUCUCAUUUUUGGACCAUUGACUCUAGUCGUAGUCAAAUCUCAUCUUUACCAUUUUAUAUGGACCUUGUUGCUCAAACCUCAUCUUUAAUAUCGCUAUGCGGCGGUGUUUGGGAUUGCUUUUCAAAACAACCUAUUGACUUAUUGGCUUUUUGAAAAGCCAAUAAGUCAAAAAUAAUGUUUGGCAAACUCAAAAGCAUUUUUCAAAAUAACUUUUCCAUUAGCUUCAAAAAGGAGAUUUCAAAAAGCAGGUAAAACUUGGCUUUUUGAAACUCCUUUUAGCUUUUUAAUCAUAAUAGCUUCAAAAAAGAGAUUUUAAGCCUAACAUUUUUUUUAAACUUAUUGCCUUAUUGGAUUUUGCCAUCUCAAAAGCUAAUCCAAACACUUUUUUAAGUCAAUAAGCACUUUUUCCCAACAACACUUUUGGAAUUCAAAAAGCAGUCCCAAACACCCCCUUGUUCCAACCAUGUGUUGUCAAUGCACCAAGAUCUUCAGUUUUGAUCUGAGCCUUGGCCUACAUUAGUGCUGGCUUUGACUAUUAAGUUCUACCUGAGUUGGGUGUCACUAGCAUUUUCUCAAGAGAUUACUUGAUCUUUCAUUAUUCUACCUUGGUGUCUUUUAGCAGAGCAUCAGAGUUUUCUCUAUUGAGUCAAGAAAUUCUAAACCUUUUAUAUUGCUGGUCGCCUAUAGAUGUUUUUUCCAAUCCAUGACUUGUAAACUACGGCGUUCUCUGUUCUUAUAGAUUUGGUCCUUGAAUUUUAUGCAAGAAAUAUUUUAUAAUGCUUAUUUAAAAAAGAAAAAACUAAUGUAAUGCAAUGUUUAGAAGAGGAAGAAUGAGCAUGGUGGGAGAUUGGAUUUGUGGGUCAUGCAAUCACUUAAACUUUUACUGGAGAGAAUCAUGCAGGAGAUGCAAAGAGCCACGAUCCCAAGACAUGAAUGCAGCUGUGAGUGCGGGCCCCAGGGUGUUUGCUUUUAGGCCCGGGGAUUGGUUCUGUGAUGUUGGGAUUUGUCAGGCUCACAACUUUGCAAGCCGAAGAUUCUGUUUCAAAUGUGGUGUAAUUAAAAGCAUACCAUCUUUUGGUCCUACUGUAGGACUAGGAUACUACCCUACCCUUCCCCUUCCCCCUCCCCCUCCUCCUUUCUUGAGUUUCAGUUUCAUGAAUCCCAGAAUCAGCCAACGAGGCUGGAAGCCUGGCGACUGGUUUUGUGGCAGGCCUGGCUGUAAUGCACACAACUACGCUUCCCGAAUGAUAUGUUUCAAGUGCAAGUCUUCUAGGGAAUUGGUUACCAAUGUUUCUAAUUGAUUCCUUCCUUGCAUUCCGAAUUCUGGUCCUAUGGUUAUGCUAUCACCUCUGUUAGGAGAGAGGGAGAGUCAGAGUUGUUGUUUUUUCGUUCAGAUCUUGUUAUAUCUUAUGUGUUUCUUUUUAUUUCUGUUGGUUGCAUUGCAAUGGAGUUUGAAUCUGGUAUGAAGUUUACAUGAAUUAAUGAAGGAUGUAAUUAUAAGUGGUUUCUUCAGUUUGAAUGUGAUGAUUAUGGAUGGAUGGAUGGAGUUAUAAGAUUUUUGUGGCAAUUUGGUUGGAUCAUAUGUGUAGUUGUAAGAAAAGUUCAUUCAA